GUUUCUCUUCGAUCGACUCUGAUACCUCUCAUGCCUUCAUCUCUUACCCCGCCUAGCAGCCAUGCUAUCCCUCUUGGUACGCUCUUUCACCAAACCCCGCGAGCAGAUUUCCCCACCACCAAGUCCGAUAUAAGAGUUCGCUGCUUUAGCCUCUCCACUUCUCCUCCAACUUGGGCAGUAAGUCGGUGGAGUCAACCACACCUUCGAGCCACCCAUAAUGAGGCUCUUCACGAUACUCCAGGCUGCGGCCCUGGCCUCCACUGCAUUGGCGACCUAUCCCCUCUGUGGCUUUGAGUACCCCAUGAACUACAACAUGACAGCCCACAUCAUAGACGGCACCUCCCCUGACCCUGAAAUCGUCCAGCUGGGCGUCGCCACUGCCUUCGGCAACCCCGGCGGGCCCAUCCCCUGGCCGCGCGACUCCCACAACCUCAUCACGAUUCCCUACUGCUACGCUCGCCAAUGGGACCGCCACCACGUGCAGGAGAUCUUCGAGCGCGGCAUCAACGAGUGGUACGCCGCGCUGGGCGGCAAGGCUUCAAAGCAGUCCGGCCACGGCAUCGUGUUCAAGGAGCGCGUGGACGACAAAGGCCAGCCACUGACUUGCCGCAAGGCGGGCGGGGUGGUCGAUUGGAAUCCGGAUGUGCCUUAUGACACGCUGGCUGUGGUGUGGACUGCAGGGAAGUGGGGAGCUACGCUUGGACUGAUGCGGCAAGAUCCUCCGGGACCGUGGAAGAGCCAGUUUAUGGUUUCGAAUAAAUGGGACGUCGCUAGUACCAUGCACGAGAUGGCUCAUGUAUUCGGCUUGGCCCACGAGCACCAACGCCCAGACCGCGACACCUACAUCGCCUACAACUGCGAAAAGCUCGCCGAUUUCAAAAAGGUAUUCGCCCUAGCCAAGAGCGACGACCCAACCAUAACUCCCUGGGAACUCUGUAACGACUUUACCACCUCCCUGAAGUACCAGUUCCGCGGCUUCGAGUACAUCAAAGGCGCCACCAUCCGCAAAGAAUGGACCAUCCGCGUCGGCGGCUUCUACGACUACGACUCCAUCACCCACUACGGGACCACGACCGACGGCACCCCGGAGUGCAACACCCGCUUUGAGCGCGAGGAGUGCGCGCUGAUGAAGUGGACGGAUGCCAGGAAGGUGGAUGUCGAGCCUCUGGCGGAGUAUACGACCAAGCCGAGUCGCUGGGAUUUGGAGUGGAUUAAGAAGCAGUAUGAGCGGAAGGAUCCGCCGAAGUAGAGGGACGUUGUGGAUAGGUGUUUGGGGAGGUGGGUGGAAGAGGGUUGGGUGGACGGAUGGGGCUUUUCUCUGGUUCCCCUGCUAUGGAAUGGAAUGA
Molecule: messenger RNA, 1346 nt
Organism: Trematosphaeria pertusa
Lineage: Eukaryota; Fungi; Ascomycota; Dothideomycetes; Pleosporales; Trematosphaeriaceae
Exons: 4
Coding region: 218-1249 (343 amino acids)
Biological process (GO): proteolysis
Molecular function (GO): zinc ion binding; metalloendopeptidase activity
Source: RefSeq, a predicted model, not a curated record